Molecule: messenger RNA, 2305 nt
Organism: Spea bombifrons (plains spadefoot toad)
Lineage: Eukaryota; Metazoa; Chordata; Amphibia; Anura; Pelobatidae
Gene: FAF2
Product: Fas associated factor family member 2
Exons: 11
Coding region: 32-1369 (445 amino acids)
Cellular component (GO): endoplasmic reticulum
Molecular function (GO): ubiquitin binding
Source: RefSeq, a predicted model, not a curated record
GGAGUGACGGGUCGGAAGGCGGAGAGGGAAGAUGGCGGCGCCGGAGGAGCGGGAGCUGAGCCAGGAGCAAACCGAAAAAUUGCUUCAGUUUCAGGACUUAACAGGUAUUGAAUCAAUGGACCAAUGUCGCCAAACCCUGCAGCAACACAAUUGGAAUAUUGAGGCUGCUGUUCAGGACAGAUUGAAUGAACAGGAGGGGGUCCCCAGCGUCUUUAAUACUGCUCCCAGCCGGCCUUUGCAGGUGAACACAGCGGACCACAGAGUAUACAGUUAUGUGGUUUCACGACCACAGCCAAGGGGGCUUUGGGGAUGGGGUUACUACCUGAUCAUGCUUCCAUUCCGCAUCACGUAUUACACACUACUUGACGUAUUUAGGUUUGCUAUUCGUUUUAUCCGGCCAGACCCUCGCAGCCGUGUCACUGACCCCGUGGGAGACAUUAUCUCCUUUAUACAGUCGUUUGAGGAGAAGUAUGGCAGAAAUCACCCUGUGUUUUACCAGGGGACCUAUAGCCAGGCCCUAAAUGAUGCCAAGCAGGAGCUGCGGUUCUUGUUGGUUUAUCUGCAUGGUGAAGAUCAUCAGGACUCUGAUGAAUUCUGCAGGAACACACUCUGCACUCCUGAGGUGACUCAGUUCAUUAGCAGUAGGAUGCUGUUUUGGGCAUGCUCGACCAACAAGCCGGAGGGAUUCAGAGUUUCCCAGGCCUUGCGUGAGAACACCUACCCUUUUCUAGCCAUAAUUAUGUUGAAGGACCGCAAGAUGACUGUAGUUGGGAGAUUGGAAGGGUUAAUUCAGCCACAAGACUUAAUUAAUCAACUAACGUUUAUAAUGGAUGCCAACCAGACUUACCUUGUGUCAGAGAGACUGGAACGAGAGGAGCGAAAUCAAACCCAGGUGCUGCGGCAACAACAGGAUGAGGCUUAUUUGGCAUCACUGCGUGCUGAUCAGGAAAAGGAACGCAAGAAGAGAGAAAAGCAAGAGCAAAAGAGAAGAGAGGAGGAAGAGGAACAGCUCAGGCAACUGGCAGAAGAAAGGAAGAAACAGAACUUACAGGAAGAAAAGGAGCGGAAAUCUGAGUGUCUUCCUGCAGAGCCUCCACCAGAUCAUCCCGAUGGUUUGAAAAUCAUUUUCAAGAUGCCAAACGAUACAAGAGUGGAGCGGAGAUUCCUUUUCACACAGUCCCUAUCAGUGAUUCACGAUUUCCUCUUCUCCCUGAAGGAAACUCCAGAGAAGUUCCAGAUAGUGGCAAAUUUCCCCCGACGAGUGCUGCCGUGCCUUCCCAGCGAGGAAGAUCCUGUGCCACCUACCCUCCAGGAGGCUGGACUCAGUCGCUCCCAGCUACUCUUUGUACAGGAUCUCACAGACGAUUGACACUAUAUAAAUAUAUAUAUUUUUGCAUCCCAAGAAGCUUGGGAAUGAAGGAAAAAAUAGAAAAAAAGCAGGUAGGGAGGAAUGAGAUACGUAAUCUCAUAACAACAUUAUUUUUUUAAUGGUUGCUGCUACUGACUUUGGAUCCUAGUAUCCUCGCCCAGACAAGGAGGGUAAAGCAGUUUGUAGCAGUGUUUUUUUUUUUUUUUUCUCCUCACUGGAAGGGGACAAUGGCUAAGUGACCAUGAACAUAAAGAUGCAGGUAGAUGUUGCAGGGUUCCACAUCUAUAUUUGUUAUUUCUUUCCUUUUAAUUUUUUUUGGAACUGACAAAGCCUUUUCACCUACAGGAGGGCUCUAUUCUCCCCCCAUUUAUCUUGGCAAUGGAAGAAUCCUCUCUACCGAGUUAACGGCCCAAAAUUCACUUUCUGCCUAGAUUUCUGGGGAUAACUAUUGUGAGUUUUUUUUCCUUCGAGGAACAAGAGGAAAAUGAUUUCCUCAUUCUGUGUAACAGUUUUUUCUUGCUUUCUAAAAGACCAAAGGAGAGAGAUUGGCAGCUGUCUUUGCUCAGUUUUGAAUGGAUUUUUGGCAGAUCCUGCAUGUAGCAAGGUGUGUGUGUGUGACUGAUCUUGCUUUGGGAUUGGGGAUGGUUACCAAACCCCUGUAUUGUAAUAAAGGCAAUAUAUAGUGACUGGUCUCCCUGCUUAGAUGCCUUCUCUUGUCACUAGUAUUCUAUAUGUCCCUACUGGACUAUAUUCCAGAUUAUAAUUUAUUCCAAAUAUAAAUUAAAAACAUUUUAGAAUUUUGCUGUGUGUUAAGUGUGUAUAUAUAUAUAUAUAUGUAUUGAAUGCCUGUGAAUGUAAGGAAGACUGGUUUUGUGGAACCUACUUUCUGCAUAUGUUGCAGAUUAGUCAAUUAAAUAUUUUUUCCCCCAAGUUAAA